Messenger RNA from Linum tenue, 3142 nucleotides. The record is from the annotation of a GenBank genome assembly. Lineage: Eukaryota; Viridiplantae; Streptophyta; Magnoliopsida; Malpighiales; Linaceae.
AUGGGCGAUGGCGCAUUUUGGAAGGCUGGCGUGUGGGAGAUGGCAACACCGCUAAACACGGCAGCAUCGAUAGCAGAAGGUGAGGCCUACGGAUCGGCGAUGGAUGAAAAGACGAAUUGGGCGACUCAUGUCCUGGCAGUGUUUCUGUUUCUCCUCACAGCUCUCACCUCUCCGGUGUCGAUGAUUCGACAAGUCGUCAGUGUAAUCUCUGCUUUUUCGUCGUCGAGACGCAAUACCCCGAUCAAAAUCGAGGGGGAGGAGAAAGGUCUGACCUUGCUCAAACCUGCUGUGGUUAACAAGGUGGCUGAGUUGCUGGGAGAGUUGCUGGUGGAGAUCCUGUGUCGCCUCCCCGCUAGAGAUCUGUUACAGCUCAGGUCCGUCUGUAGAAAUUGGAAUGCCAUCAUUUCAAGCCCUUCCCUGGUUUCCAUGCACCUCAGAAACUACACCAACGGCGCGGCUGGCUCUGCCUCUCAGUUCCUGAUGGUAAGCGAGAUGGAAUGUUAUGAUCGCGACGCUCUGAUUAAGCUGUUCUCUCCUGAUCAUCACGGUGAUCAUGUUGAGUACCUGGAAAGUGAAAUGCCUGUUGUCACCGGACCUUGCAACGGCAUAUUUCUAAUGGCCCGUAACAAGACCAAAGACUUGGUUCGCCUGUGGAACCCAGCAACUGGCAAAUCCAGGAAAAUCGCGGUGCCGCCGGUCAGGAGAAACACCGAAUUACACUACUACGACAGCUAUGGGUUCGGGCUAGACCCAGCGUCUAAUGAUUUCAAGAUAGUUAUGAUUCGACACUUUUCGAUCCCGUACCCUGACCGCAUCUCCGUUAUUAUAGCCAGCUGCUCUCCCGAAUUCCCUGCACAAGUGAUGGUGUACACACCGGGCACCGGUACUUGGAGGGAGCUGGAAGAGCUGCGGCUUAGCCUUCGUCUACUCCACGUCGUCCAGUCUUACAAUUACUUGAAUGGGUUCUUUUUCUGGGUGUGUAUAUCUCCUGUUGCAGCACUGGCAUUCGACCUCGAGAACGAGGUAUUUCGCGUGGUGAACGACCCGGUGCCCGCAAACUGUGAUAACAUGUUUUCUCAGGGUUAUCGGAAACAGCUCCUCGUGUACAAGGAUGCGCUUGCUUUGUUUCUUAUCCGGGAGGGUACCGGUGGUUAUGACCUGUGGUUGCUGAGUGAAGAAUGGUGCUGGAUCAAACACUCGACUGCUGCUCCGUUUAUUCCACCUAUUGUGAGUACGGAGGCUGCUGCUGCUGCUGCUGAUGCUGAGGAGGAUUUGAUGCGAGAAGACCCUUUUAUGUUAGCGGUUGGGUGGUGGAGGGACGAUGAGCUUAUUCUUGUUAGGGAUUCUGGUGGUGUCUCUAAAAUCCAUGAGUUGGUACUGUUCGACCCUGUUACUCAGGCCACUAAAGUUGUCGCAGAUGAUAUUUGUGUAGCUCGCAGGGUUCUUGUUUACAAAGAAAGCUUGGGGGAAGAGAAAGGCCUGAUCUUGUUCAAACCUGCUGUGGAUGAGUUGCCAGGAGAAUUGCUGGUGGAGAUCCUGAUUCGGCUCCCAGCUAGAGAUCUGUUACGGCUAAAAUCCGUCUGUAGAAGUUGGAAUGCCACAAUUUCGAGCCCUUACCUGGUUUCCCUGCACCUCAGAAACUACACCAACGGCCCGGCUGGCGCUGCCUCUCAGUUCCUGAUGGUACGCGAGGCGCCAUAUUUUGACGACUACACACGGAUUAAGCUACUCUCUCCUGAUCAUCACGGUGAUCAUGUGUCAUCAAAAGUUCUGGAAAGUGAAAUGCCCAUUGUCUCCGGACCCUGCAACGGCAUAUUCCUGAUGGCACAUAGCAAGACGAAAGAUUUCGUGCGCCUGUGGAACCCAGCAACUGGCAAAUCUAGGGAAAUCUCAGUGCCGCCGGCGCCCCGGAAGAGAACCGGAUUCCACUAUUACGACAGCUAUGGGUUCGGGCUAGAUCCAGCGGCUAAUGAUUUCAAGAUAGUUAUGAUUCGGCACUACUCGCAGACGUACAUGGACACCUCGUCCGUUUUUCUGGCCCGCUCCACUCCCGAAGUUUCUGCAACAGUGGUGGUGUACACACCGGGCACUGGUACUUGGAGGGAGCUGGAAGAGUUGCGGUUCGAACUUUAUCUACUCCACCUCUGGCAAUCUUACAAUUACUUGAAUGGGUUCUGUUUCUGGUUGUGUAUAUCUCCUGCUGCAGCACUGGCAUUCGACCUCGAGAACGAGGUUUUCCGCGUGGUAAAUGACCCGGUGCCCAUUAACUGUACCAUGUAUGCUCAGGGUCAUUGCAAACAGCUUCAUGUGUACAAGGACGCGCUUGCUUUUUUUCUUUUCCGGGAGAGUACCGGUGGUUAUGACCUGUGGUUACUGAGUGAAGAAUGGUGUUGGGUGAAAAACUCGACUGUUGCUCCAUUUAUUCCACCUGCUGUGAAGACGGAUGUUGCUGCUGUGAUCGUUGCUGCUACUUGUGCUGACGAGUGGAAUCGUGAAGAACCUUUUAUGUUUGCGGUAGGGUGGUGGAGGGACGAUGUGCUUGUUCUUGCUAGGGGUUUUGGUGGCUCUAGAAUCCAUGAGUUGCUGUUGUUCGACCCUGCUACUCAGGCCAUUAAACUUGUCUCAGAUGAUAUUUGUGCAGCUCGCAGGGUUUUGGUUUACAAAGAAAGCUUGGUCAAUGUGGGACAAGCCACCAAGAAUACCGUCUACGAGGAAGCGCCUCUCCCGGCCGUCAUUACUCAAUCGGAACUGCAGGGAUUGUUAGAAAAUGGUUAUAAUGGUGGGGAUCAGGUCGAUGGGCUGUCAGAUGAUGGGUCACAGGUAGGGAAGAAAAGGAGGUUGAACAUGGAACAAGUGAAGACAUCGGAGAAGAACUAUGAGUUGGGGAACAAGCUUGAACCAGAGGGGGGAAUGCAGUUGGUUAGAGCUCUUGGGCUGCAGCCUAGGCAAAUUGCUAUUUGGUUCCAGAACAGGGGAGCCUGGUGGGAGACCAUGCAGGUACCAUGUUUUGUGCUCAUGGCGGAAAUAAGUCCUCAUUCUCCGUAUAUAGUUUCCAUCGUGGUGUAUAGUGCUUGAACUUGGAGCUGGAAUCGCUCACAAAAGAUAAACUUUAUAUGUCCAUAUGUCUCACAAUCAACUGCUG